Pieris macdunnoughi is the source of this 486-nucleotide messenger RNA. The record is from the annotation of a GenBank genome assembly. Lineage: Eukaryota; Metazoa; Arthropoda; Insecta; Lepidoptera; Pieridae.
AUGGACACCAAUACGAUAAUAAUCGUAAGUGUAUUCGGAGGUGCGUGGAUCUUUCUCCUGUUGGUGUGUAUAGUACUGUGCACGCAGGUGGCCAGCCUCCGGCGCAAGAUACACGAUUUGAAUAACACAGGACGACUGCGAGUGCAAAAACUUAAAAUGAGUCCUGAGGGAAACCACGCGUUCAACAACCCCAGCCUUGUGCCCGAUGAGGAAUUAUCUCGGCGGGGCUUCUCUAUGUACCAGCCCUCGGAGGAGGACGUUGAGAGUGGUAGAGGUACUGAGCGGCAGACGAGUGGGGAGUUCGUAGAGGAGCUGACUCGUAAGAUUGACGACAGACAGUACAGACAGAGUCAGACUAAUGGCCAGGCGCCCCCCUUCUUACUGCAGAGCAUAGAAGAUAACAAGAGGAAGAGCAGGCAACUGGCAAACCCGACUACAAAUAAUCAUGGACGCCAGAGUGACACUAAUCCAAACUUUAUAUUUUAA